Calypte anna (Anna's hummingbird) is the source of this 1078-nucleotide messenger RNA. RefSeq names its product decapping enzyme, scavenger (gene DCPS). Gene Ontology annotation, molecular function: RNA 7-methylguanosine cap binding; hydrolase activity. Gene Ontology annotation, biological process: deadenylation-dependent decapping of nuclear-transcribed mRNA. Bases 6 to 1016 code for a protein of 336 amino acids. The record is from RefSeq and is a predicted model, not a curated record. Gene Ontology annotation, cellular component: P-body; nucleus. The transcript is spliced from 6 exons. NCBI's taxonomy places the organism in Eukaryota, Metazoa, Chordata, Aves, Apodiformes, Trochilidae.
CAGCGAUGGCGGAGGAGCUGCCGAGGGGGAAGCGGCGGCGGCCCCAGGAGGAGGAGGAGGAGGAGGGGGCUGGCGGGGAUACCCCCGGGGAGGGAACCAACAGCACCAGCACCACCAACACCCCCCUGCCCUUCCCCCUGGCACAGCUGCAGCUGCGGCGGGUGCUGCGCGAGUCGGCCAGGGACAAGGCGGUGUUCCUGCACGGAGAGAUCACCAACCCCUCGGGAGAGGGCACGGAUGCUGUGAUCAUCCUGGAAAAGACUCCUUUCCGUGAGGAGAAGGUGCUGGAGCUGCUGAAGAAGCACAGGAAGCUGGAGCUGCAGAUGAGCAAUGACAUCUACAGCACCUACCACCUCUUCCCCCCCCCGGAGCUGAGUGAGAUCAAAACCACAGUGGUGUACCCAGCCACAGAGAAACAUCUCCAGAAAUACCUGCGCCAAGAAAUCCACCUGGUCCGUGAAACCUGGGAGGAUUACAGGGACAUAACCCUGCCCUUCAUCCAGGCCCAGAGCUUCAGCACCCAGUGGGUUUACAACAUCCUGGAGAAGAAAGCUGAGGCUGAUCGGAUCCUCCAUGAGAACCCCGACCCUCGCGACGGCUUCGUGCUCCUCCCGGACUUCAAGUGGAAUCAAAACCAGCUGGAUGACCUCUACCUGAUAGCCCUGGUUCACCGCCGGGACAUCAAAUCCCUUCGGGACCUCACUGCUGAGCACCUCCCCCUGCUGAGGAACAUCCUGCAGGAAGGCAAGGAGGCCAUCACGAAGCGUUUCGGGGUUCCUGGCUCCCAGCUGCGGAUUUACCUGCACUACCAACCCUCUUACUACCACCUCCACGUGCAUUUCACAGCCCUGGGCUAUGAGGCCCCGGGCAGCUGGGUGGAGAGAGCUCACCUCCUGGCAGAUGUGAUAGACAACCUGCUCACUGACCCCAGCUACUACCAGAAACGGGCUCUGACCUUCGCUCUGCGUGCUGACGAGCUCCUCCUCAAGAGAUUCCAGGAGGCUGGAAGAGUCUGAGCUUGGCAGAGGUGCUUUUGGAUCUUUUUAUUUUUAAUAAACGCCCCUUUUAAGGUUUGUUU